UCUUGUUUCUUUCGGGACACAUACUCGUAAAUAUCGCGGACUCGCCUGUUUGUUUAUUUGUUUUGACUCUCGUCGUGGAGAAGAGUGUGAGCCGAUGAAGAGGUUUUAUAAGGAGCUUCCGGUGUGGAUUGUGGAGGACCAUCACCAUGUGGUCUCUCAUAUCUAUCGUGCCAUUGCAUCGAGACACCUCCCCAUGCAGAACAUAAAGAUGGUGCAUUUGGACUCCCACCCUGAUCUUCUUAUUCCUGUCAACAUGCCAGCGGACACUGUCUUUGAUAAAGAGAAACUCUUCAGUGAGUUGAGCAUAGAAAACUGGAUAAUGCCAAUGGUGUAUGCUGGCCAUGUGUCCUGCGUCAUGUGGCUGCAUCCACACUGGGCCCAGCAGAUCAGAGAGGGGGAGCACAGGAUGGCUGUCGGCAGAGACUCAUCCACCACAACCAUCAGGGUGACAAGUACAGACAACUACUUUCUCAGUGAUGGCCUGUAUGUUCCCGAGGAGCAGCUGGAGAACUGUAAACCUCUCAGACUGAGAGUGGUCAAAGUCAGUCAUGUUCCACCAGGCCACAGGUUGCUAACACAAAAGAAAACAGAGGGGAACACAGAGACAAGGUUUGCAAAGAGACCUCGAACACUGUUUAAAGAAGCUGGAGCAGCCUGCUGCACUGCGCCGCUCGCCGGUACUGCUGAAACACUGCAGCCAGCAGAGGGUAGCGGCAUCACCAACAUAACCACAGAGGAAAAACUGAGCACAAAAGUCACAGCACCUCAGAAUGAGGACAUUGAUGUGGAAGGAUCGCCCGCUUAUGUUGCAAAGCAAAUAUUUGCUUGUUUAAGUGACACGGAGCCCUACAUUUUGGACAUUGAUCUGGAUUUCUUCUCCUGUAAGAAUCCAUUCAAGGAAUUAUACACUCAGGAGGAAUACACCAUCCUUCAGGAACUGUACACCUUCAGAGAACCCAGCCCGAACGCUGACAAGGAUGAGCUUGAUGAAUGUGUGAAUCGUCGUGUACAUCAAUUAGAGGACCUGGAGGCGGCUUUUGCUGAUCUACUGGAUGAUGAUGGAGAACAGACCAUUGGACGUUGGGCCAACAAUCCUGGGAUGGCUUCAUUACCUCAACUCAUUUCCAGCCUGAAGUCAAGAAACUCAUGCCCUGACUAUGAAAUGGUCCAUCAGGCCGGGUUAACCUGUGACUUAGUUGAGCUGCCACAUCACGUCAGCACAGAGGAGGAGAUUGAUAAACUUAUCGCUGCUGUUCAAGAGUUUCUGCAGCAGUUACCCAAGCCGACGCUGGUUACCAUGUCCAGGUCCAGUCUGGAUGAAUACUGCCCACCAGAACAGGUGGAUUCUAUCCAGAGCAGGAUAUUGGCUGUUUUGGAAAGUCUGUAUGGAUCACUGGACCUGCACAAAGACUACGACACCUCCAACAGUCAGGACGGCCAGCCACAGGCUUCUUAACACACUCAUCCAGACACACACACACAUCACUGCUGAGUUUAGCAGAACUACUCUGUGUGUAAACACAAUUUAAUGAAGAAAAAGUCAAAACAGGCACAUGACCAUAAGAUCACAAACAGGACUCAACAAAAUUAGGCCCAUUUAAUGUGUAUAAAACUUUAGACAAUAAUGAAAAGCUGUGAAAUGUUUAUGAAUACAUAAAAUGUCAGACCACUUGCCUCAUUUAUAAAAUAUAAAACAUUUUGGAAUAAAAUAUUAUUAUUAUUAUUUUUAUGCAGUCUCCUGCAAAUGAAGAAAGCCAGGUUGUAUUUAAGUGGAAUUCUGUCAUUUUAUUAUUUAUUAGUCAUUUAUUGUAUUUGUGUUUUAAUGGGGAAAUAAGUCUUGUAAUUCAAAAAUCGAUUUGUUUCUUUCAAUAAAUAGAUAUUAUUUUACAUUAGAGUGUCAUUGGAAUAUGAAUGUUUGGACAUUUCGCAUUAAAAAUCUGUUGGUAUACAGAAGGGGAAAAAAUGUGCUUAUGGGUUACUUCAUGAAAAGGGGUCACAUUACACAAGCAAACAUUAUUGGUCAGUAAAAACAGAACAGCCCAAUG
This is a messenger RNA of Thalassophryne amazonica, 2045 nucleotides long. RefSeq names its product chromosome 12 C5orf22 homolog (gene c12h5orf22). The coding region runs from base 95 to 1456 and encodes 453 amino acids. NCBI's taxonomy places the organism in Eukaryota, Metazoa, Chordata, Actinopteri, Batrachoidiformes, Batrachoididae. The record is from RefSeq and is a predicted model, not a curated record. The transcript is spliced from 10 exons.